Hypanus sabinus (Atlantic stingray) is the source of this 2634-nucleotide messenger RNA. RefSeq names its product general transcription factor II-I repeat domain-containing protein 2A-like. The transcript has 2 exons. NCBI's taxonomy places the organism in Eukaryota, Metazoa, Chordata, Chondrichthyes, Myliobatiformes, Dasyatidae. The coding region runs from base 628 to 2325 and encodes 565 amino acids. The record is from RefSeq and is a predicted model, not a curated record.
AAAUGUAUUUUAUGUUAGUUUGUUAGCUUUUGAAAUGUAAUUCUAAAUUUGAAGAUUAUGGUGAUCUUGUACAAUGUAAGUGUGGCGACACAUUUUCUGACACAUCCGAAACGGCUCUCAAUUAGCCAGCAUUCCGGCUAAGGGAGAUUGCCUACGGGGGUUUGUGAGUACGUGUCUUUUGCAGCAUCUGCGUCCAUGGGGGCUGGGUUGAGGGAGGCUUAGAAGCAAGGCUGUUUAGUUCGAAUAAAGUUAUUCGACUGCAGUUUACUGACUGCCUGAACACACCGCUGCAACGUGUUUUUAUCGCUAUUAAUAUACGUCACCACUGCCAAUACCUGACACCCGCCAGUGCGCAAUUUCUUUAAUUUUUCGAUCCAAGGUAAGCCAACUAUGGAGAAUUCUAAAAAAAGAAAAGUGACUUAAGAAAACAGAACGUUUAAUGAUACGUGGACAGAUUCAUUUGCUUUCACUGUUGACGAGACUGGUUUACCGGUAUGCUUAAUAUGCAAUGAGAAACUAGCAAACAACAAAAAGUCAAAUGUCGCAAGGCAUUUCCAGAGUAAACACGCAGCCUUUGCUCAAAAAUAUCCGGAUGGAGAUGAGAGAAAAAAAGCCGUUUCGGAACUGAUGCGGAAGGUUGAUCUGAGCAAAAAUCAUUUCCAGAAAUGGAUGAAGUCAGGAAAAUCAACGACAUACGCCAGUUAUAUUGCCGCUCAGGAAAUAGUCAGGCACGGGAAGCAGUUUACAGAUGGUGAAUAUAUAAAAGAAUCUUUCAUUAAGAUUUCAGAACAUCUAUUCACGGACUUUAAAAACAAGAGUGAAAUUGUGCAGAAAAUCAGGGAUAUGCCCCUCUCUGCAAAGACUGUCAAAGACAGAACCAUAAAAAUGGCAGAAGACAUCACAAGACAGCAAAUUAAAGACAUCAAUUCAGCUGUGGCCUACUCGAUUGCCUGUGACGAGUCUAAAGACAAAGGCGAUAUUGAACAAAUAGCGUUGUUCUGCCGGUAUGUAAACUCUGCCGGGCCACAGGAAGAACUGAUUGAGUUGAUACCUCUAAAAGACCAAACACGGGGGGAGGACAUCUGUGAGGCUGUCUUGAAUUGUUUAAGAGCCAAAGGAAUAAAGACCACCCAUCUGGUGUCAGUAGCUACUGAUGGGGCUCCGAAUAUGACGGGAACGCACAAGGGAUUUGUGGCUUUACUGCAGAAGUCGCUGGACAGAAAGCUGCUGACUUUUCACUGCAUCUUGCACCAAGAGGCACUGUGCGCUCAAACAUUUCCUCCGGAAUGCACAGAAGUAAUGGAUGUUGUCAUUCAGAUUGUCAAUAAAAUAAUGGCAAAAAGUUUAAAUCACCGUCAAUUCCGUUUGUUACUGGACGAGAUGGAAAGCGCAUAUUCUGAUCUCCUGCUGCACAACAAAGUCCGGUGGCUGUCCAAAGGGGAGGUGCUGAAACGCUUUGUCGCGUGUCUGGAAGAAGUGAAAACUUUCCUGGGCAGCAAAGGGCUCAACUUUCCUGAGCUGGAACAGCCAGGGUGGCUGGAAAAGCUACACUUCAUGGUAGACAUGACAGCGCACCUGAACACGCUGAACACAGCUCUUCAGGGGAAAGGACGCACAGCCCUGCACAUGUUGGAGGAUGUCUUGGCAUUCGAGCGCAAGUUGACAGUGCUUGCCAGAGAUUUACAGAAAGGCACUUUGUCUCACUUCCCCAAUUUGAGAGAGUUCAAACAAGGUCACGACAUGAUAAUUUCGGAGUAUUUACAUUCUGCAAUCAUCGCAAUGCAAACAUCGUUUGGGAAACGCUUCUGUGAGUUCAGAGAGGAAAAAAACACAUUAUCCUUCCCGGUCACUCCCUUAAGCAUCGAUCCUUCCCUACUGAAUACGACUGCAUUGGCAGGUGUGAGUCAACCUGAUCUUGAGAUGGAACUGGCCGACAUAGCCGACAAAGACAUAUGGGUGUCCAAGUUUAGACGCUUGACAGCAGACCUUGAAGAUGUUGCCCGUCAGAAGGCCGUUCUUGCUCAGAAUCACAAAUGGAGUGAUAUUGAAAACCUUCCAAAUCCGGACCAACUUGUGUUUGAAACAUGGAAUGCUGUGCCCGACAUUUAUGUAAACAUGAAAAAGUAUGCGCUUGGAGUCCUGUCGAUCUUUGGAUCCACAUAUGUAUGUGAGCAGGUGUUCUCCAACAUGAACUUUAUUAAAAACAAACAUCGCGCACGCCUCACAGAUGACAGCUUGCGAUCCUGUGUAAAGAUGAAGGUGACGUCAUACAGCCCUGAUGUGCAGACGCUGUGCGCUGAGGUCCAGGAGCAGAAAUCCCAUUAACCAAGCUGACAGCUGGCUGAUGUUAUUUUUGGUUUGCUGCUGGCGGAAAAUUUAAGUUCGGCGUUUUUCAUAAAUACAAGAAGGACUCAAAUAGACAUUGAGUAUUUUACUUAAAAGUAACUUUCAACCCAACGUCUUUUUUUCGGAGUUCAAAAUGUUUUUGUUGCAUGCAGAAAUGUAAUUUCGUUUUCUCUGCAGGAGUUCAUCAAUUUCAUAAAUGCAACACAUUAUAGUUUGUUUAUACAUAGCAUAAAGGCAAAAAAAAACGUUGUAUGCAGUGUUAUUUCAUUUUAAAUGUCAAACGGGUUU